Messenger RNA from Adineta ricciae, 1257 nucleotides. Lineage: Eukaryota; Metazoa; Rotifera; Eurotatoria; Adinetida; Adinetidae. The record is from the annotation of a GenBank genome assembly.
AUGGCAGGAUAUUUAUCAGCUGGUCCACAGAAAACCGAUAAAGACGAAGAAAAUCAAAAGAUUCACGAAGAAAUAGGUGAAACACGUUUCGCAACCGAUGCUAUUCAUGUUGGGCAAGAACCAGAACGAUGGCCUGGUCAAGCUGUUGUUCCACCCAUUUCAAUGGCCACAACAUUCAAACAAUUAGAACCGGGCAAACCUGUUCUUUACGAAUACAGUCGAUGCGGAAAUCCAACACGACAGUGUUUAGAAGAAUGUUUAGCUUCAUUAGAAAAAGCACGAUAUUCAUUAACAUUUUCAUCAGGUCUUGGUGCAACUACUACUCUGAUGUUUAUGCUCAAAUCAGGCGAUCAUAUUGUCUCCAUCGACGAUGUUUACGGUGGUACUGGUCGAUUGUUUAGACGAUGCAUGGCACAAAUGGGUGUCGAAAGUUCAUUUGUUGAUAUGUCGACUGAUCCAUCUUCGGUUACAAAACAUUUGAAACCAAACACACGUCUCGUUUGGAUCGAAACACCCACAAAUCCUUUACUUAAAUUAGCUGAUAUCGAACAAAUUUCAUCAGCCGUUCAUGCGUAUGAUCCCAAAAUUAUGGUUCUCGUUGAUAAUACAUUUGCCACAGCUUACUUUCAACGUCCGCUGGCACUCGGUGCUGAUUUAGUUUUACAUUCAUUAACUAAAUAUAUGAAUGGUCAUUCUGAUGUUGUCAUGGGCUGUCUAAUGAUGAAUAACGAAGAACUUUACAAACAAUUAAGCUUUCUUCAAUAUGCUAUUGGUGCUGUUCCAUCACCUUUUGAUUGUUAUCUGGUCAAUCGUGGUCUUAAAACAUUAUCUGUCCGAAUGAAACAACAUAUGGCCUCUGGUUUACGCAUUGCUAAAUAUCUUGAAAAGCAUCAACACGUCGCACGUGUUAUCUAUCCACCAUUGGAGUCUCACCCUCAACAUGAUUUAUACAAAAAACAAAUGUCUGGUUUUAGUGGAAUGAUAUCGAUUUAUUUGAAAGGUGAUGAUGCGGUGAAAAGUCAACGAUUUCUGAAACAACUCAAAUUAUUUACAACAGCUGAAUCACUUGGUGGAUAUGAGUCUUUAGUUGAGCUUCCCGCCGUCAUGACCCACGCAAGUGUUCCUGAAGAACAUCGUCGUCUUUUAGGUAUUACGGAUGGUCUCAUUCGUAUGUCUGUUGGCUUAGAAGAUGUUCAAGAUUUAAUCGAUGAUAUCGAAGCUGCUCUUCAAUAUGCAUUCUCUGAUAAAAAAGAUUAG